GUUGGUCGCGCCGUGUUCGUCAUCGCAGCGCAGCGGACCGUGGCGUCACAGUGUAUAGUAGCUAGCCUGGCCCAGUCCGCGCCGCCGCCGCGCGACCAUUCUCAUUCCCCGCCAGUCGCACGACGCACGAACUGUGUACCGCGCUCCACUCUAAAAUGUGUCCCGCGCCCACAGUGUGCUAAUCGCCAAGUGUCAGUGUUUGUGAUAAAUAUACCUACACAUUAAAAAACUUUGUUUACCCCAACCCGUUGAAGAUCCCAGAGGAUGAUGGCUCCCGAGACAGUAGUGACCGUAGACCACAACAAACCCACGCCGCAGCAAGCCCCGCAGCAGCAACAGGGCAAACCGCUGGACUGGAUCAAAGUUAACACAGAAUAUUUCAAAACGCCACCUGGCCUGCUGAAAAUCAUCGAACUGAUCCUCGGUAUACUUUGCAUGUCGCUGGCAUCCGCGUGGCUGUCGGCCUGGUUCGUGUUCGUGGCGGUGACCAGCUUUAUCACCACGGUCAUGUGGAGUAUCGUCUUCCUCCUCAGCGUCAGGGAGGCCCUAAGGAUCCCUAUUAACUGGGUGUUGUCGGAACUGAUUAGCACGUCCAUUGAGACGGUGUUCUACUUCAUCGCCUUCAUCGUGCUGUUCGCGGCCACGGCGGCCUACAAUACGAGUUUCUACAGCUACGGAGCCAACGUAGCCGCUGCUGUGUUCGGUCUGUUCAACACGGUGGCGUACGCCGGCAGCUCGUACCUGCUGUUCCAGGAGCACCGGAGCUCCACCAGCGCGGGCGCCGCGUGAGCCUCACUUUCUGCCUCCAAGUAAUAUACGAGCCGGCGACCACAAAGUGUUUCUAUUCGCAGUUACUCUCAACUGCGAGCUCACCUCUAUUUAUAAAUCUCAAAGUCGUAAUAUUAAGUGUUUUAUGAACCAAGUAACCUUCUGGAUAUUAAUAAAAUUAAUUAAUAUCAUCGGCACAUCGGCACCGGGAUAGUACACUCGGCUAAAAUUAAUACGAACAAAGAAUAAGUAGUUGAAGCUUGUUAAAGCUGGCUGGCGUCCAUUUGAGACUGCAUUGGUAAAGUUAAGUUUAGACUGUUUUAAUUGCCACCGAGUAGUAAAUAAUCGAUCAUAAAUGUGCAGUUUUUGUGAAACACUAUUCAGGCAUUACAUAUAAUUGCCGAUUGUAUUUAUUUCAAGCCAGUUUUACUUAUGUGCUAUUAUACGUUACUCAAAAUAUCGUUUUUGAUGGAACUGUAUUUUCAGUAACACUUUCUAUAAUAAAUAAACUUUUAUGGCCAUAUAUGUUUGUAUAGUAAGGGUAUACCUACUGGUUUCGAAUAAUGUGUUCCAAGGUACAUAGACACACAGCUGCAAUUUCUGCAGCUUAUAGUAUGUUGUACCUAUCGAUUUAAAAAAAUAAAAGGAUGUGUAUAACGCAAAUGUCUUGCUUAUUUGAAAUAAAAACUUAUUUAGCACUAAUCAUUUGACAUUAUCUAUGGAUAUAUAUAUAUAUAAAUAAUUAUGUACUCGCAAAAACACCUGUAAGUUAUUAAUUUAAGCUCUUUGACACUGCUGCUAGGAAACAUAUAGGUGUUUUUGCGAGUACGUAAUUAUUGAGAAAACUCUCCAUAAAAAAUUUAGCUAGGUAGUUCACAUUUUGAAAAAGUCCAUGGUACGGAAUAUUCGGAGAAUUUAAGAAGAUUUCAAAGUUUAAUUUACUUAUAGUAACUCCUGUCCUAUAAGUAAGUACUAGAACUACAGUUUUAUUUUUAGGUAAGUAGAUUUUUUUUUAAAUUAGGUUUGUUGACAUUUUGAAAUGAGAACGAAUCUACAUAACUGGAUAUGGAGAGUUUUUUGGGUUUUAAGAUCUUUUGAUGCGAAUGUUGUAUUACCUAAUUACUAUGUUGUUAAUCACAAUUGAAAACUGAAUGGUUUUUAUUCUUUUUAACUUAAUUCUCUGUACCUAUGUUAAAAAUUAUUAUUUUAUGGGGUUGUUAUUCAUAUUGUUAGUCCUAGUCUUUAUUAAAAACAAUAAAUAUUUACCUAUUUCAGCAAAUCUUUUAACAAAUAUUUGCUAUUGCAUUUUACCUAAUCACUCUUACAAUCAGUGGUACCUACUAGCUCGGUAUAGUUUACCAACGACAAUGCAACAAUGAAGACAUCUACUUAUCUUACCUAAGCCAUGGCAGAUCUUUUCCGUAGGUACUUACGGUAAUGUUUUGGAGCUGAAAUGUCUGAACGUUAUCGCCGAAUGUUUAAAGUUCACAUUCUGGUUGCGACUGCAGCGUUGCAGCUGAGGAAAAUGGGCGAUGACACUGUCAAUUUACUUUACAAUACCUACAAUAAUAAUUGUGUCAGUCAUUUUACUGUUUUAAAUUAAUACAGCACUUAAAGGGGAGUCACACGAUUACAUUAACUUUUAUUUUAACUGUUUGUUGUGAGUGUAUGCUUAUAAAUAUACAUAGCACAUAUUUAAAGUUUAAACUUUAGACUCUCGAAUAGGUGUACGUGAGAGGAAUAUAUUUAUAUCUUACUAAAUACCUACUUGCAAAUAAUAAUAACGUUCCUAUAACAUUUACAAUUCAGUUUUAACAAACCUCUUGAUUUUUUGUGGCUUAAUAUUGUUUCUUAAACGUACCAAACCUUAACUUGUUAACGUGGUAUCUUGUUGCUAAAUAUAUUUGAGACAGUAACUAUUUCUUGUAAGUAUUUAGAGCAAAGUUUUUCAUUAUAGAAAAUAUCGACUGGUGUAAAACGGUGGUCGAAAUAAGGUUAAGUGACUAGAAUCUAGAUCCGUUAGUUUUAUUAUUUGUAGGUACAAGUAAUCUACUUAUCGCAGAUGUUAAUUUUCAAUUGAAUUUUCUAUAUUAAGACAAACAGCAAGCAGAAAGUGUUGUGAACGAGUUUACCUCUAACAUGUACCUACCCAAUUUAACAUAUCUUACAUUGUCCAAUGCGGUUAUUAAAAUAAGCUAGUAUCGCUUUAAGAUGGAAUGAACGUUGAAACAUUAUUAAUUUAAGACAGAAAUUUUAUACAAACUGGUUAUUAAUUUAAUUAAUGUCAUUAAAAUAUAAUAAAUAUUUAUCGUUUAUAUAAA
Cydia fagiglandana is the source of this 3089-nucleotide messenger RNA. Its product is annotated as CKLF-like MARVEL transmembrane domain-containing protein 4. Bases 265 to 789 code for a protein of 174 amino acids. Lineage: Eukaryota; Metazoa; Arthropoda; Insecta; Lepidoptera; Tortricidae. Gene Ontology annotation, cellular component: membrane. The record is from RefSeq and is a predicted model, not a curated record. The transcript is spliced from 4 exons.